Sapajus apella (tufted capuchin) is the source of this 1473-nucleotide messenger RNA. RefSeq names its product septin 14 (gene SEPTIN14). Gene Ontology annotation, biological process: cytoskeleton-dependent cytokinesis. Gene Ontology annotation, molecular function: GTP binding; molecular adaptor activity; GTPase activity. Gene Ontology annotation, cellular component: microtubule cytoskeleton; septin ring; septin complex. The record is from RefSeq and is a predicted model, not a curated record. Lineage: Eukaryota; Metazoa; Chordata; Mammalia; Primates; Cebidae. Bases 515 to 1276 code for a protein of 253 amino acids. The transcript has 6 exons.
GUCUAUUCACGUCCUUUGCCCACUUUUUAAUGGGAUUAUUUGUUGUUGUUUAUUUGCUUGUGUUCUUUGUAUAGUCUGGAUACUAGUCCCCUGUUGGAUGCACCCAGCUUUCCUCUAUGUUUACAUUUUAUAUAACCACAGAGUAGAGUAAAGCAUGAGCCUGAUUAUUUGUUUGGAAUUAAUAUCUUUGUAUGGACAUGUUAUGAAUGUUUUCUUUAUCACUAUAGCAAACUUUAUCACUAUAUGCUUUGUAUACAUGCAUACAUGUUAACUGUUUAUUAAGUGGUCAAAAAGCAGGCUUUAGAUUUUAUUAAUCCAUUAUGCUAAAUGUAUAAAUUAUUUUUUUAGCCACCAACCAAUAGUUGACUACAUAGAUGCCCAAUUUGAGGCUUACCUUCAAGAAGAGCUGAAGAUUAAACGUUCCUUGUUUGACUACCACGAUUCUCGUGUCCACGUGUGUCUGUACUUCAUUUCACCCACAGGACAUUCCCUGAAGUCUCUUGAUCUGUUAACAAUGAAGAACCUUGACAGUAAGGUGAACAUUAUACCACUGAUUGCCAAAGCAGACACAGUUUCUAAAAAUGAUUUACAGAUGUUUAAGAGGAAGAUAAUGAAUGAACUGAUUAGCAAUGGGAUCCACAUAUAUCAGUUCCCAACAGACGAUGAAACUACUGCUCAAGCGAACUCCUCAAUUAACGGGCUAUUACCCUUUGCUGUGGUUGGCAGUACGGAUGAAGUGAAAGUUGGAAAAAGGAUGGUCAGAGGCCGUCACUAUCCUUGGGGAGUUUUGCAAGUGGAAAACGAAAAUCACUGUGACUUCAUUAAGCUCCGAGAUAUGCUUCUUUGUACCAAUAUGGAAAACCUAAAAGAAAAAACCCACACUCAGCACUAUGAAUGCUAUAGGUACCAAAAAUUGCAGAAAAUGGGCUUUACAGAUGUGGGCCCAGACAACCAGCCAGUUAGUUUUCAAGAAAUCUUUGAAGCCAAAAGACAAGAGUUCUAUGAUCAAUGUCAGAGGGAAGAAGAAGAGUUGAAACAGAAAUUUAUGCAGCGAGUCAAGGAGAAAGAAGCAACAUUUAAAGAAGCUGAAAAAGAGCUGCAGGACAAGUUUGAGCAUCUUAAAGUGAUUCAACAGGAGGAGAUAAAGAAGCUUGAAGAAGAGAAAAAACAGCUGGAGGGAGAAAUAAUAGAAUUUUAUAAAACGAAGGCUGCCUCUGAAGCACUGCAGACUCAGCUGAGCACCAAUACAAAGAAAGACAAAGAUCGCAAGAAAUAAUCAUUUCUGUUACUAUUCUGUCGUUUGAGAGCCCUGUCAUUCUACAUCCCAUCUUCCUGUGAGAUUGCCUUUGUAGCAUUUAACUCUGCAGUUCUCGUUUUAAAAAUUGGUUUGCUUAUUGUAUAUUUUUCCCAACUAACGUGUGAACUCCUAGCUGAGUAUAGUGGCUGACACCUAUAAUCCCAGCACUUUGGGAG